CAGCCCGGCAGUGGUCUCCGAUUGGCUAGCAGCAAUGACGGCAGGGGAAGGAGGAGUUUCCCGCCAGCUGCUGCCAGGUUUCCCGCGAAAGUUGAAAGCGAGGAGAGCAGGGACCGGGGAGAGUGCCAGGGACGUCUCCGUGCUCCAUAUUGCGUCAUGCCUGCCGAGAAGAAGCCAAUGCGAUACGGACACCCUGAAGGCCACACAGAUGUCUGCUUUGAUGAUACUGGAAGUCAUAUAGUGACUUGUGGCAGCGAUGGCGACAUCCGCACCUGGGAGGAUUUGGAUGACGAUGACCCGAAGUCCUUCAACGUCGGAGAGAAGGCCUACUCCUUUGCUUUAAAGAAUGGGAAGGUGGUCACUGCCUCCUCCAACAAUGCAAUUCAGCUUCAUACAUUUCCCGAUGGAGACCCGGAUGGAAUUCUGACACGCUUCACCACCAACGCCAAUCAUGUCGUUUUUAACCGUGACGGAACCAGAAUCGCAGCGGGCUCCGGCGAUUUCUUGGUGAAGGUGGUGCAGGUGGAUGACAGCAGCGUGCAGAAGACGUUACGUGGACACGAGGCGCCCGUGCUGAGUGUCUCUUUCGACCCCAAAGAUGACUAUUUGGCCUCCGCCAGCUGUGAUGGGUCAGUGAGGAUCUGGAAAAUUGAAGAUCAGGUUUGCGAAGCCAACCUUUCCUUGCUGCCAAAAUGCAGCGAUGUGAUGAACGCCAAGUCCGUUUGUAGAUUAGCGUGGCAACCCCGGAGUGGAAAGCUGCUUGCAAUCCCAGUGGAUAAAGCCAUUCACCUUUAUGACAGGGGCACUUGGAAGAGCAGUUUCUCUUUAUCUGAUAAUUUUAUAACUCAGCCCCUGAAUGUGGUCACCUGGUCUCCCUGUGGACAGUUUAUCAUAGCGGGAAGUAUUGACGGCUGCAUCGUAGCCUGGAACGUGUCUACCAAAGCUUGCUUGGAAAGGGUUAAGCAUGAGAAGGGCUUCACCAUCUGCGCCCUGGCCUGGCACCCUAAAUUGCCCCAGGUUGCCUAUACCGAUAAUGAGGGCAAUCUCGGACUGCUUGACAAUGUCUGCCAGGGUUGCGCAAAGUCCACCGGAGACAAGACCGCAGUGGCCGCCACCAAAGAUUAUGAUGCGCUGUUUGAUGAGGACGGGGAUGAUGAAGACUUCUUGAACACGGACAUGAUCGAUCACCAGGCGUCUGUUGAUAAUGAAGAGGAUGAUGAUGACUUUGGGCCUGUUUCAGGCCGUGCGAAAACCCGCGGCAUCCUGGAUGACGACGAUAAUUCUUUAGAUGUCCCAUCUCUAAAGUCUGGUGAUGUGGAAAAGCUGAAUGUGGUCGAUGAGGAUGACCGCUCUACCACUGCCGAGCCAAUUCCAUCUUUCCCUUCAAAGCCUGUUUAUAGUGGGCCGAUACCAACACCACCACAAAAACCUUUCCAACCGGGCUCCACCCCAGCGCAUCUUAUGCAUCGCUUUAUGAUGUGGAAUUCCAUUGGAGUGAUUCGCUGUUAUAAUGACGAACAGGACAAUGCCAUAGAUGUGGAAUUUCAUGACACCUCCAUACAUCACGCCAUCCACCUCACCAACACCUUGAACCAUACUAUAGCAGAUAUGUCCCAGGAGGCCGUACUACUGGCUUGUGAGGGCACCGAUGAACUGUCAAGUAAACUCCAAUGCCUGCACUUCAGCUCCUGGGACACCAGCAAAGACUGGAUGGUGGACAUGCCCAAAGGGGAAGACAUCCAGGCUGUCUGUUUUGGCCUGGGCUGGAUGGCCUGCGCUACUAGUGCCUUGCUGCUUCGCAUCUUUAGCGUCGGUGGAGUUCAGAAGGAGAUCUUCAGUCUUCAGGGGCCUGUGGUGUGCAUGUCGGGACAUGGGGAGCAGCUGCUCGUAGUCUACCAUAGAGGUACGGGAUUUGAUGGAGAGCAGUGCCUUGGCGUGCAGCUUCUGGAGCUUGGUAAGAAAAGGAAGCAGGUGUUGCACGGUGACCCUCUGCCCUUGUCGAGGAAAAGUUACCUGUCCUGGCUCGGCUUCAGUGCAGAAGGUAGCCCGUGUUAUGUGGAUUCAGAGGGCGUGGUGAGGCUGCUGAACAGAGGUUUGGGGGACACCUGGACACCAGUGUGUAACACCCGGGAACACUGCAAAGGAAAGUCCGAUCACUACUGGGUGGUGGGUCUGCAUGAGAAUCCGCAGCAGCUCAGGUGUAUUCCAUGCAAAGGUUCAAGAUUCCCCCCUACUCUUCCUCGCCCUGCAAUGGCUAUUCUACCUUUCAAGCUUCCUUAUUGUCAGAUCACAACAGAAAAAGGGCAGAUGGAGGAGCAAUACUGGAGGUCACAGAUCUUCACCAAUUGCUUUGACUAUUUGUCUAAGAAUGGAUACGAAUGUGAUGAAAAUGCCAAGAUGGAAGUUCAGAAGGAGCAGCAAGAACUGUUAAUGAAAAUGUUUGCGUUGUCCUGCAAACUGGAGCGUGAAUUCCGCUGCAUGGAACUGGCGGAGUUCAUGACUCAGAACGUGGUGAACCUGGCCAUUAAAUACGCCUCGCGCUCCAAGAGACUAAUCUUAGCCCAGCGGCUCAGUGAGCUGGCCCUGGAGAAGGCGGCCGAGCUGGCAUCCGCACAGGAGCAGGAGAGCGAAGAAGAGGAAGAUUUCCGCAGCCAGCUGAAUGCUGGAUACAGCCGCACGACCACGGAGUGGGGCGAGUCACGUCCGAAACAAGCAGAAGCAGAAGAAGAAGAGCAAGACGUGGAAAUGAAUGGCGAGGAUGGAGAAGAGGAAGUGGAGCCGGAGGAAGCUCCUGAAAUACCCAGACUUGGCAGAGCAGCAAUGAAUCCAUUUGCCAAAAAUGUUACUUCACCGGAGCAGCCGAGUGCAAAAUCCGGUGCGAUCGUGUCCAGCAAUCAAGGCAGGGUGAACCCCUUCAAGGUAUCGGCCAGCCAGAAAAGCCCGGCCCUGGCUGGGAACUCGUCUCGUAUCCUGGAUAAUAUGAGUAAAAUAAGUAAAAAGGCCCCGAGUUCUGCAAACCUGGCCUCAGGCAAGCAAGACUCUGUGGUUAUAAAGCCUCUUGCUCCAAGGACGAAAUCCAAGCAGGGUCAGGCUACGUUAUUCCAAAGCAUCCAAUCCAAAUCCACGGCGAAGACUUCUCAGGCAAAUGAGAAACCCACCCAGAUCUCUUCUCCAGUUGCAGCUCCAGAGGACAAAGGAGUCAAAGAGACCAAAGAAGUCAAAAAACCCAAAACCGGCUUCCAGCUUUGGUUGGAUGAGAGUCGGCAGAGUAUUUUAUCUGAGAAUCCUGGGCUCGAGGAAUCGGACAUCAUUAAGGAAGGAAUGAGCCGCUUCCGGGCCCUGACAAAUGAAGAGAGGAUGAUUUGGACCGAGAAGGCCAAAGGAGAUGAUUCUGGUGACACAAAAAAGAGAAAGCGAACAGAACAGGAGAAUCGGGACUCUGCAGAGGGCCCAAAAGAAGAGAGCCAGGACUCCGGUGCUCCUAAAAAGCGUAAGCCUUUCGACCAGUCCACAAACAAGAAACUGUCAGCCUUUGCCUUUAACAAGGAUUGAGUGAGCGUGCUAAUGCAAGACAACUUGCGUGGACA
Molecule: messenger RNA, 3587 nt
Organism: Nanorana parkeri
Lineage: Eukaryota; Metazoa; Chordata; Amphibia; Anura; Dicroglossidae
Gene: WDHD1
Product: WD repeat and HMG-box DNA binding protein 1
Exons: 26
Coding region: 157-3552 (1131 amino acids)
Biological process (GO): DNA-templated DNA replication; DNA repair; mitotic cell cycle
Cellular component (GO): nuclear replication fork
Molecular function (GO): protein binding; chromatin binding
Source: RefSeq, a predicted model, not a curated record